Molecule: messenger RNA, 1814 nt
Organism: Colletotrichum godetiae
Lineage: Eukaryota; Fungi; Ascomycota; Sordariomycetes; Glomerellales; Glomerellaceae
Product: ACT domain-containing protein
Exons: 2
Coding region: 227-1411 (394 amino acids)
Source: RefSeq, a predicted model, not a curated record
AUUAAACCGAAGCCGGCUGCAGAAAUACCUUUAGUUGCCCCCCGUCCCCCCUCCGAUAUCAAUCCCGGUGCGCGCGCAAACUUUCAACAAACCAUCCGUGCACCGGCGCAUCGAGACUACUUCUUCUUCUUCUUUCUCUCUUUUCCUUUUCUCUUUUAGAGAACUCCGACGCCGGGAAAGCAAUUCUUCUGGCUCUUCAACUGCCAUCCGAAGUUUGCGCGUCACAAUGAACGCCCAGGUCUCGUUUCUCGAUGGCCACUACACCCUCAUCCACAUCCCCCUCGACCUGUACUCGGUACUCUUGCAGCCCAUCCUCCGCGUCCUUCUCCCGCAGACCCAGACCCUCAAGGCGUCAAAAGGCGAACCAGAACAUGAAUUAGAAGGACUCAACGCCGAGAGCCAACAUGGCUUCCUCAACAUUAGCGUCACCCCCAUGGAGUGCUCCAUCGUCUGUCACAGCUCCUGGGCCAAGAACGUCUUUGAGCCGGCCAUCCAGGAUCUCCCAAAAGACCUUGCCAAAUCCGUCUCAAUAUCCAAAGACACCUACCUCGUGCUCUCCGUCAUCAGCGCCGGCAUGGACGCCGCAGGCCGUGUCAUGGAACUGACCUCGCCCCUGGCCCUCGCCGGCAUCCCCAUCUUCUUCAUCACCACCUACUACUCCGACUUCAUCCUCGUCCCGAGCAAGGACAGGCAAACCGUCGUCAAGGCCCUCCUCGCCCGCGGUUUCGAACUUGCCGACAACGACUCCAACUUUGUCAGCCCCGCCGCUUCGAUACACUCCCGCGGCCCGAGCCAGAACAACGGCGCCGCCGCGCCCCCGCUGACCCCGCCGCCCUCCACCAUCGCCGAGCUGCAGGUCCGCACCUUUGACUUGCUCAAGAAGCGCAGCGUCGCACCCUACGUUGAGGACAACCUGCUCCUGGUGCAGUGCUCCGGCCGCGAGACCUCGCAGCUCGGCGGCGAGCUCUCCCACACCCAGCGUCCCUCGCUGAGCCGUCAGGUGACGGGCAACAGCCACCGCCAGACCUGGCUGGACAACAUUGACGCGAAGCUCUACACCGCCAUGAUCUCGGCCCUGGCAGCGCGCCCGCGCUUCCUCUCCAUCACUCUGGCCCAGGAGGACCCGCCAUCCCUGCUGCUGGAUAAGUCGCUGCUCGGCCUCUUUGGCGAUUCCCUCGUCGGGGACACCAAGACGAACCUGACCCCGAUCUUCUUGGACCUGGAAAGCCUACCGCUCGAGGCUACCGGUAUCGUCUGUGGCGUGGCCGGCACCCUGGUGCAGGAUAUGCGCACGGGAGACAGCGCGGGGCUCUCGUACCUCUCCACCGCCCGAGCCGGUGCCGUCAUUCUCGAUUGCGAGCAGUCCAUACUCGCGCUCGAGAUCCUCAAGCCCAAGCUCUUCAAGGCCUGAUCGCAUCGACCGUAUGUUACAGGAGGGACUGCAUUGCUGGGAUAUCUGUCAGAAGGGAAAGCCUGAUCUGAAAAGAUGGAUCAAGAGGAAGGAACAUUAUGAGUUUCUUUUCCUCACACAUUUCGAAUUUUAACGAAGUUGCAUGAAGGGACGAUUGUACUAGCAUGGAACUGGUUUAGGGGGUUGGCAAUCUGUCAUUUUUGAACAUUUUCGCGCCCGGGUUUCUGGCAUAUUGGCGUUUACGGAGGGUGGCUCUCUGUCGUUCGAUACCAAUUUUGUAUGUCUUGCAAGAGGAUAGGGGGCCCAAUAUCGGCCCCAGAACUCACACUCGAAGCGAUUUGAUCUCCUCUUCAAUGCCCCCUCUUCGAUGACAUUCUAUGAUCGCCUGCCCUCCUUGAUGCGA